This is a messenger RNA of Branchiostoma belcheri (Belcher's lancelet), 2674 nucleotides long. Its product is annotated as Krueppel-like factor 5. Lineage: Eukaryota; Metazoa; Chordata; Leptocardii; Amphioxiformes; Branchiostomatidae. The record is from RefSeq and is a predicted model, not a curated record. Gene Ontology annotation, biological process: regulation of transcription by RNA polymerase II. The coding region runs from base 122 to 1774 and encodes 550 amino acids. The transcript has 3 exons. Gene Ontology annotation, molecular function: DNA-binding transcription factor activity, RNA polymerase II-specific; RNA polymerase II cis-regulatory region sequence-specific DNA binding.
CCGCGAGUUUGUUUGUGAGGCUUCUUCUAGUGCACUUCACGGGAUUGUACUCUCUUUGCCGCUCCUCGCAGGAAUCGAACCAGCGACCCCCGUGUCUGCGAAGAGGGUUAGGCCAGCAGAGAUGCCGCUUAUGAUGGAUCCCCUGUUUUCGGAGGGCGCAGAGAGCCCGACCUUCAGUGACAGCUUCGAAGACCGGUCGUCGUACCUGGAACAGGUGUGGCUGGAUAUGGACAGUCUGUUGUACGAGGACGUCCCGCCAUUUGAGAGCCCGUUGUACAAGUCUGGUGUGAGCAGCGCGUCGCCGAGCGGAGGGCUGUCGGAGGACGGUUGGAGCGACCCCGAGACAGAGCUGGGCGUGACCGGUGGAGAGUACAGGUGUGAAGUCAUGUUGAAGAUCAAGAGAGAGGCGGACGACGAGACGGUGGCCUGCGAGAGGCUGAGGAGAGAGUCUACCGACGCGGGAUCGCCGGCCUCGCCGCAGUCCGCCAAGUUGGAGAGCGACGCCGCCAGCGAUUCCGGGAUCUCAUCGGCGGGUGGAAGCGUCGCCGCGCCCGAGCCCUUCAUGCCGUCGAACCUCCCGCCGGCCCACGAGAACAUGAAGCGGAACGUUCUGCAGACGGCAUUCAACAGCGUCCUGGAGGAGAUUUUCAACGACCAGACCAGUCAACUCACCGAGACCACAGAUCUGAUCCAGAAAGCGCUGAACAGUUGCGACAUGGAGGGACAAGACAUGGGGGCAGGCGGCGCUUCCCCCGCGUCAGUGGUGCCCAACCCUCCCCAGCACAUCCCCAACACAAACACCGCCUUCACCGAGCAGAAGACCAGCGGGAUACCGCAGGAUCUCAGCGAACUCUUGGAUUUCGACUUCAUCCUAAACGCCGGAGUGCCACAGGGUACGCAGAACAGCUACCCCAACGCGACGUGGUAUUCACACAACUUCCCGGGCGCGUUUUCGACGGCGCAGGGACACCAGCAACAACACAUCCCGACGUCGCAGGCUUACAACAACACUUCCGCGGCAGUGCCCAAGACCGAGGGGAUGCUCCCAGUCAACUACUUCACUCAGUCGCAGCAGCAAGGCCAGAGGCCCAAGCUCUUGCCCCUCUCCCAACUACAGAAGCUCAAGGAGCUACAGGAACUGAGUAAAAUCGCCAGCACGCGACAAGGUCGUCAGGCGGCCUCCUACCAGCACCAGAACAUGUCCCCGCCCACCACACCGGAAGGCGAGCUGGCCUCCUUCGGGGCGCAGCGCCACCCAACGCCGAGCAACGCCACGGCCAACAAGGCCUGGGGCGUCAUCAACUUCCCGGCGUCGUACGGAAGACAAGGAGUAGACAAGAACGGACACCCGAUGUCUCAGACCAUGCACAACAUGCACAACAUGGUCAUCACGCCGCCCUCCUCCCCGCUAGUCGACCUGCUCGGCGGCGGUAAGACCUGCGCCUCCGUCGUAACCCCCGAAGAGAAGCCCAAGAGACAGCGGAGACGGUGGGCCAAGAACAACGGACAGAAACCCACGCACACUUGCCAGUACCCGGGCUGCGGGAAGGUCUACACCAAGUCCUCCCACCUCAAGGCGCACACGAGAACACACACAGGUGAGAAGCCAUACCACUGCAACUGGGAGGGCUGCGGCUGGAAGUUCGCCCGCUCGGACGAACUGACGCGACACUACCGUAAACACACCGGCGUCCGCCCGUUCCAGUGCCAGCUAUGCGACCGCUCCUUCUCCCGUUCAGACCACCUCACCCUGCACAUGAAAAGACACAUGUAAACAUAAAGCAAUCUUUUAUAUAUUAUCUAUAUACAUAUAUAAAUAUUAUAUAUAUAUUCAUAUUCGUUUUAAAAAUAGGACUCCAUUGUUGAAUGCCAUUGUUAUGCCCAUUACAAAAAUUGUCUACUUGCCUUUUUUUAGCAGACACCGUUUUAGGUUAUUGUCGGUAAACUGAAAGUUUCAGUUGGACUGUUUUGUUGCUGUCUCUGUCGAUGCCUCUAUACAAGAUGCUUGAUGUCAAAAAGCUUUUAUACUGUGGAAAGUUUUUGUCGUUGAAAAGAUGUUGGUGCUUAAACAACUUAAGAAAUUAAGGAACCACUACGACAAGUGUUGAGGCUAGAGAUACCCGCUACGCUAAGUGCCAAAAAAAAGGAGAGAACUUUUUUAAGAUUAUGAAAUUAUAAAAAAUUGUGAAAAGACAAUCAUUUUUCGGUAACCCCCCAAAGAUAUAAUGCAAUAUACCAAACAAGUAGGAAAAUGUAAAUGUACAGCUUAGAAUAAGUGCAGGCCACUAUUGAAUUUUUAAAAAAGCUUUACUUCUAUUCACUGCUGUGUAGAUAGACUAGUGUACAGACUGUAAGUCAAUAUAUAUAGAUAUUUCUUAGAGCUUUUUUUGUCUGUCUCAGGAAGUUAAUUCCGUGAACGAGCCAUCUCUUUUUACGUUUGGUGACGGGUUUUAGAUCGACUUUUAAGAGAAAAUACCCUUCUGUAAAUAAGACAUGCAAAGCAUUGUAAAGUGUUUAGUUGGCGAUUAAGAAAGAAAACAUCGGAGAGAAUAAAAAGUUUAUUCAGGUGCUACAACUCUUAAAGGCAUCCUAAAGUUUCCUUUAACUCUAUAAGAAAAACAACAACAAGUGGUGUUGGAAUUUGUUGAUUUGUACAUUCAAUAUAAAUGUUGUC